AUGGGUGUUAUCUGCUGGCUAUACCUUUGGGGGACGAUACCACCAUCGUUUCAAUUCUUUUUCCUCCUUGUCACUUUAUGGGUAUUUCAAACGCAAUGCAUGAUACAGAUCAUUAUCAACCGAACCGCCCUCCUUGUUACCGAUCAAACUCAAAUCAGAAGGACGAGAUGGGCCACCGGGAUUAUAUUCGGCCUGAUAAAUCUCUCCGUAUAUCUCAUUUGGAUCCCGGCGCGGCUAGAGAUCAACGAAACAUAUAUUAGAAUAAACGACAUCUGGGACCGAAUCGAGAAGGGCAUUUUCUGUAUGAUCGAUGUUAGCCUCAAUAUCUAUUUCAUCUACCUCGUGCGAUCGGGACUCAUUAGCAACGGACUCACCAAGUAUAUGCCACUUUUCAUCUUCAACAUCCUCAUGCUUACCUUUUCUCUAUCAUUAGAUAUUAUCUUAAUCGGCGUCAUGUCCCUUGGGCAGAUAUACUUCCAGUUUCAUCCGUUUGUGUACCUGCUUAAACUUUACAUCGAGAUGAACAUAACGGAUCUUAUCGCGAAAAUCGUCCGUGAAGACAACCGCGUGUCCUACGUAUCGAAGACGUUUGCCACGAGGGCGGGUGCUGCCCAGGCUGCGAAAUUCAACGGCACGGGCACUCUAAUUUGCUCGAGUGAAACCAGACUCGCUACAUCCAGCAACAACAUAAGAAGCAGUCAGGAGACGCAUGAGUUGGAGAAUCAAGAUAAGAAUAUUUCUAAGGUUCAUCCAGCUGUCGGUAUCCAAAAUCCUGUGGUAACGGAGGUUCAACGUUACGACGAUCUCGAACGGCAGGGAAGCAGGAUAGGUCCAUGGACCUCCAAUACACCACCUCCUCCACCCCCGUGUCUAGUCAGACAUUCAUCUAUACCCUGAUAGACACAGCAGUUUACAUUAGAGAUAUAGAUGUAAGGUAAUCAUGUCUUGGGAGUUUACGAAUAUGAGAAGGGGACCGACCCUCUAAGUACAUACGUACGGCAAGAUGACUGAUGAGAUAAUUGUUAUUUCCCGAUAAUGAUCACUGUGUUGCAAAAUAAAGAUGUUUCAUAAUGACGGUCAAAAACGACGAGUUGUGAAUUUUGAGCUUUGCGCAAUUGUGGUCAUGCUGCAUGGCAGUAUGUAUGAGAGGUAUGUUCACUCUUAGAUCCAUUCGCAACUUGAUUUCCAUCAUUAACUCCGAAUUAUCCAAUGACUAAACAGACCUCCCUAGUACUACGCGCUCCAUUUGAAAGUUGGUACUUCACUGCACAUGCGGCGUACCACCGCAUGAUUCUGACUACCAAGGUACUCAAAUAU
Annulohypoxylon truncatum is the source of this 1317-nucleotide messenger RNA. RefSeq lists its product as uncharacterized. The transcript has 3 exons. The coding region runs from base 1 to 897 and encodes 298 amino acids. The record is from RefSeq and is a predicted model, not a curated record. NCBI's taxonomy places the organism in Eukaryota, Fungi, Ascomycota, Sordariomycetes, Xylariales, Hypoxylaceae.